Messenger RNA from Austrofundulus limnaeus, 1287 nucleotides. It is a transcript of the gene dctpp1, whose product is annotated as dCTP pyrophosphatase 1. The record is from RefSeq and is a predicted model, not a curated record. Gene Ontology annotation, molecular function: dCTP diphosphatase activity. NCBI's taxonomy places the organism in Eukaryota, Metazoa, Chordata, Actinopteri, Cyprinodontiformes, Rivulidae. The transcript has a single exon. Gene Ontology annotation, cellular component: cytosol. The coding region runs from base 245 to 838 and encodes 197 amino acids. Gene Ontology annotation, biological process: dCTP catabolic process; DNA protection.
GUUCUCAGCUCAUGUUGUUUGUCGCAUUGUAGUUUUGAAGUGCUAAUUCGACGAAUUAUAAAGGAAUUCUUUGAAAAAAACAUCGAUAUUUGUUUUAUAUUUUGAAGCAGCUCGCUUGCAGCAAUACAGGAGGCAGCCAUGUUUGUCUUUCAAACAUGGGAAUUGUAGUUUUAACGUGACGUUCAAUAGGUGCGACUGCGGCGCUGCUUACAGCCAAAAACUACAAAUUUGGUUUAAAAGGCGCAUGUUCAAUGCGUCACUUCCGUUUUCUGGACCGGCGGGACUUCUUCACGUGGUGAAAACAAACGGAGUUGUUUUGACGAAGAAACGCCGAAAAACUCUGCCAAAUAUGAUGGCAACAAACGGAAAGGACUCACGCGGACUACAAGAAGACGCCUCUGUGAACGGAGCAGCCUCGGACUUACAGACCCACUCUAAUGACUCUACAGUCCGGCCGCAGCGGUUCACUUUCAGUCCGGGGCCGACCAUGGAGGAGAUCCGGAGGAUGCAGGCCGAGUUCACGGACGAGCGGGACUGGAACCAGUUUCACCAGCCCCGCAACCUGCUUCUGGCCAUGGUCGGAGAGGUGGGCGAGGUGUCCGAGCUCUUCCAGUGGCGCGGAGAGGUGGCGGAGGGUCUGCCGGACUGGACCGAGUCUGAGCGGGAACAGCUGGAGCACGAACUGAGCGACGUGUUGAUCUAUCUGCUGGAGCUCGCCAAGAAGUGUCGCGUGGACCUCCCCCAAGCCGUGCUCCGUAAAAUGGCCCUGAACAGACUGAAGUAUCCCGCGAGUAAAGUGCACGGCUCGGCCAAAAAGUACACGGAGUACAAAGACUAGAGAGUUGGGACUUAGGGGACACUUUUUCUUGUUGCUGCUGAAGCUGUUCUUCACUCUGUGGGACAUUCUCUGGGUCAGCUUUGUGUCAAAUUAAAAUGUUCUGUAUUUUAAGCCCUCCUACAGUGCAAGCCUUCAAGUUUUAGCCUGCCACCAAAAAUCAGGGGGAAAAACAAAACAAAAACUUUAUUAGGAGGAAAAUAAUUUCAGGCCUGAUAGUUUUUUUUCUUUUGUUGUUGCAUUUUGCUCAUGUAGAGGAUUAUCUCCAUUAGCAUGUCAAGUUUUCACUUUAGCGCCUUUAGAGGUGACUGUGAUUUAAAAUGCCAGUAAAAGUCCCAAAGAUGAUGCAGGACGAUUUUUUUUUAUAAAUAUUUCACACCUGAUUGAAAUGUUUUGUUCUUAUCAUGACUGUUGCAUGCUGGUUUUAGAAGUAAAAGUUGUUUUCUUUCUGA